CGAUUCUUACCUAGGGUUGCCUGUGAGCAGAGCCAGCCUCCGGCGAUUUCCCGGACAGACGCAGGAAUACUCGCAGAGAAGAGUUUGCGCGACCUAGGGUUUUCGAUCGUCGGAAUAGGACCAGCGAUUUCCGGCGAGAUUUUCCGUGCAUCACCACCUCUAUCUCAACCUCAACCAGGGCUUCGGCAUCACCACCUCUUUCGAAUUGCCGGAACAGGACUGGUAUUGUAUUAUUUUCGAAAAAAGUUUUGGCCGUGCAUCGCACGGGCACAUAUUUAGCUGUAGAAAUGGCUAGAGAAACCCUAGCUUCAUCAGGGUCUUUCCAAACUGGUAGGGGUGCCGUCCUCACGAUUCCGCCACCACCGGAAGAUGCUUGGAUUGAUACCUACCGAAAAUUAGUCCGUCACUGGCAAAAAACUCCAACUCGAAAGUCAACUAUUCCAAUUGCAAUAUCGAGAGUAAAUCAGAUUGAUGCAGCGAGACUAGAUGUUGAAAUGUCAGCCAUGUUAAAGGAGCAAUUGGUGAAAGUCUUUUCUUUGAUGAAGCCAGGAAUGUUGUUUCAAUAUGAACCAGAACUUGAUGCUUUCCUCGAGUUUCUGAUUUGGUGGUUUUCUAUCUGGGUUGAUAAACCUACUCCCGGCAAUGCUCUAAUGAAUUUGCGGUAUAGAGAUGAGCGUGCUUUUGAGAUGCAAGGAAAAGUCCGAACUGGAUUGGAGGGACCUGGACUUACUGUUGCACAAAAGAUCUGCUACUGUAUUGCAACUGUUGGUGGACAAUAUUUCUGGGCCAGGUUACAAUCUUUUUCUGCUUUUCGAAGAUGGGGUGAUUCUGAGCAGAGAUCUAUAGCAAGUUGGCUAUGGUUGUUAAUACAACGGGUAGAAGGAAUUUAUAAGGCAGCAUCUUUCAGCAAUCUCCUUCUAUUCCUCCACACUGGAAGUUAUAAGAGUCUUACUGAGAGAGCUUUAAGAGCAAGGCUUGUCUAUGGAAGCCCCAACAUGAAUCGAGUUGUAAGCUUUGAGUACAUGAAUCAUCAAUUGGUUUGGCAUGAAUUAUCGGAAAUGCUGUUGUUGCUUCUUCCCCUCUUAAAUUCAUCAUCCAUCAAAAACAUUCUUUGCCCAUUCUCAAAGGACAAGUCUUCGAAUUCUGCAACUGAUGAAACCGUAUGCCCCAUCUGCCAGGCGACUCCCACACUUCCUUUUUUUGCCAUUCCUUGUCACCAUAGGUUUUGUUACUACUGUCUUCAAACUCGGUGUUCGGCGGCUCCAUUCCGAUGCACAAGGUGCGGUGAGUUGGUUACUGGAAUGCAGCGUUAUGGUCGUCGUAAUGCUGCUGUUCAAACAACAUAAGCUUAGAAAAAAGAUCAAUUGGAUGAAGGAGAAGUAUCACAAAGAAAUACUCCCUCCGUCCCCCAUAGAUCUUCCCAAUAACCCUUUUUCUUUGUCCACAAUAAAUCUUCUCAUUUCAUUUUUUAACAAUUAAAAUACAACUACCUCCACUUACUUUAUUUAUUACACCUCACCCACCUCAUUUAAUACACUCCACCCCUUUUCAUUAAGGGUAUUAUGGUAAACUUUCACCUUUUUUCAACUCUCCUUAAAAACCACCAAAAUUCAAAAUGAGAACAUCUUAAGGGGACAGAGGGAGUAGUAUUCUUUCUCUUCCAAUUUAUAGUGUCUGUUUCGAUUUACGAUGUUUGACUGAAAU
Cuscuta campestris is the source of this 1704-nucleotide messenger RNA. NCBI's taxonomy places the organism in Eukaryota, Viridiplantae, Streptophyta, Magnoliopsida, Solanales, Convolvulaceae. The record is from the annotation of a GenBank genome assembly.